UGGGGCCCCCUACUGACCCCGGGCCCUCAGGCAGUGCCCGAGUUUCCAAAUGGUCAGUCCGCCCCUGACCGUGCCAGCUCUCAGUGCUCAUCCAUGCCACCUGCCAGUGCCCAUCAGUGCCACAUUUCAGUGCCCAUCGGUGCCACAUCAAUGCCACAUAUCAGUGCCCAUCUGAGCUGCCUUUCAGUGUCACCAAUCAGUGCCAGUAAGUGCCACCUAUCAAUGCCAGUCAGUGCCAUCUAUCAGUGCUGCCAAUCAGUGCCACCUAUCAGUGCCAGUCAGUGCCGCCUAUCGGUGCCAGUCAGUGCCACCUAUCAGUGUGCAUCAUUGCUGCCUAUCAGUGCCCGUCAGUGCUGCCUAUCAGUGUCGCCUAACAGUGCCAGUCAGUGUCGCCUAUCAGUGCCAGUCAAUGCCGCCUAUCAGUGCCAUAUAUGAGUGCUGCCUGUCAAUGCCCAUCAGUGCCACCUACCAGUGCCUCCUCAUCAGUGCCCAUCAGUGUCACCUAUCAGUGUCCAUCAGUGCAGCCUAUCAGUGUCCAUCACUGCAGCUUCAUUAGCGCACAUAAGUGAAGGAGAAAAAUACCUUAUUUACAAAAUUUUAUAACAAAAACUAAGAAAAAACAUUUUUUUUCAAAAUUU
Messenger RNA from Staurois parvus, 638 nucleotides. The record is from the annotation of a GenBank genome assembly. Lineage: Eukaryota; Metazoa; Chordata; Amphibia; Anura; Ranidae.